Molecule: messenger RNA, 1462 nt
Organism: Sebastes umbrosus (honeycomb rockfish)
Lineage: Eukaryota; Metazoa; Chordata; Actinopteri; Perciformes; Sebastidae
Gene: mrps16
Product: mitochondrial ribosomal protein S16
Exons: 4
Coding region: 17-628 (203 amino acids)
Biological process (GO): mitochondrial translation
Cellular component (GO): ribosome; mitochondrial small ribosomal subunit
Molecular function (GO): structural constituent of ribosome
Source: RefSeq, a predicted model, not a curated record
GCGUCACGGUGACGCAAUGACGCAGAGGUCGUCACUACGUCACUUCCUGUUUAAACAUGGCCGUGCGCUGACAAAUGUCACAUUGCUUCUGCUGCUGAAACAUUCAGUUAUUAACGUUCAUUAUAUCAUCUGUACGGCGGAUAUAGAGGAGGCCACAUCUGGGAAGACUUUAGCUUUAGUUCGUUCAACAUCAGACGAGGAUAAUCCAGCCAACACCAUGGUUCAUUUAUCAUCACUCCUGCUAAAGAAGUACCACGGGGGUUACGUCGUCAUCCGAUUGGCUCUUGCAGGACACAAACAAGCCAACAGACCCUUUUAUCGCAUUGUGGCAGCUUACAACAAAAGGGCAAGAGAUGGUAAAUAUUUAGAGCAGCUGGGUUCCUACGACCCCCUACCGAACACCUACAACGAGAAACUUGUCAGCUUCAACUUUGACCGGAUCAAGUACUGGAUCGGCUGUGGCGCACACCCUACAAAGCCAGUGGCCAAACUUCUAGGGUUGGCAGGAUUUUUCCCUCUGCACCCGAUGACGAUAACAGAGGCAGAGCGUCGAAGAGCCCAAACGGAGCUGACAGCAACAGGAACAGAAGAUGAUCUGCAGGAGGCACAGAAGGAGGCUGAAGUGUGAUCAUUAAAGCUGUGGACUAUGUGUGACUGUCCAGUACAAAAGGAGGUCACAGUUAUACAGUAUAGAAGGAACUGAUUGAUUUGUUUCCUAACUUGUUGGGUGGACUGCUCUUACUGUAGCAGCGUCAGAUAUGGCAUAUUGUAGUUCUAGUUGCUUUUAAUAGCAGCUAUGGACACUUCUCUGAUUCUCGAUAAACUCAAUAGCUUCAGGUUAUGUUUUUGAGAGUGUAGUGCCAUAACAGGCAGUUUGUAUUUACUGUUUUAUUUGACUUAAAUAAAGUAUUUCAAUAUUAUUGCAUUUGGUUGCGGUUAAGGCUUUUUCAGACCUUUACAGACAGUUAGUUUGCUUUACUUUGAACCUGACUCAUGAACUGCUAUAUCUAUAAGUGCUAUCGUUUCUUUUGUCUGUCUUCUUUCUUUUUUUGGCCUGCAUAUAUUUAAAUGUGCACGCAUGAAUCAAUAGUGACGUCAGUAAUGUCAAACACAAGAAAAGAAAGAAAUCAGAAGUGGGUUGGUUUGCUGAUACGAAUACUUAGUUCCUUAUUGGCUCAUUAGCAAAUUCUCCACCUGUAUGCUGAACUGUGUGUUAUGGAAACCUUUGUAAACUAGAAACUUAUUGUUCACUUACAGAAGUCACGUAAUGUUUGACAACAUUUUUGGAAUCAUGAUACAGUACUGUAAUUCAUGUUUUUACUGUUUCAAAGGAAACAAAGCUGAGUGCCGUUUUUUUUUUCUCAUUAGAGUCAACAUUUACAGAUCAAGUUCAGGUACCAUCAAUCAUGUUGUAAGCUCUAACUUGUAUUGAUGACCACCAAAAUGCAUAAUAAAUCAUAGA